ACUAAUAUUUCCCUGUAUUCUUCCGGAUAAGCUCCCUUGCAACCCACUCGGUUCAAACGAAGUUUUCUUCAAACCCAAGCAGAUUAAUGCAAGUACAUCACUUUUAUUGAAUAUUACCCGACCGUUUGGUGCUUUUAUAAACCCCUUUUUUUUUUUAAUACAUCUUACAGAUGUAUAUUUGCGGUAUUCUCAAUAUUUAAUCAAAUUUCCCUUUCCACUUUAGACCCUAUUUUUCUUAAACGCACUAAGACCACGUGCGGUCAAGUGAGCCCGUGUGUGCGGUUAAAAAAUAACCGCGAGAGGCUGGCCGCCGUGGAGCUGGAUAUUUUGGGCCCUGACAUUUACUAAGCCAUGAUUUCCACAAAGGAAAUUUGACGUUUUUGUCAAAUAUUGCUUCGUGAGUCUAAGUUGGAGGUGCGAACUUCCUUUUUUUUGGUCUUUAUUACGCACGAGUAGGCGGUCCCUACUUGAGAUAUUGCACCUUUUCUCGGCUUUUCCAUAGGAGUGCAGCCAAGAUGAAAAUUACGAAUUUAGAAGCCCUUUUCCGUCCGCCUAGCGUCAUUGCAACUUAUUUUGGAGAGGCCUCCUUGGUUUUGGCGAUGCAGACACGUUCCCGUGUUGUUUACGCGACACGCGUGCGUUGUGACUCAUUAUUGGAAUUUCAGUCGAAAUCUGUUUUUUAUUCCACUUGACCAGUGGCUUGGCCUUAUGUAAAUCCGCGAGGUAUCACUUACUCCGUGAGACAGUUGUAAUCCACUCAAGCGAACACAUUCCACGGAUCAAACUCGAACUAUUGCUUAAGAGACGCACUUUACUCUAAAAGCUCUCCGAGUUGGACCGUUUUACUAACAAGGACUUCACUUUGAGAACAAUCCAAGAAAUAGGUUGCAACUUGGUACGUCAGCGCGCUAUCAAUAAAGCGAUCAUUUCAACCAAUCAACAGUCUACGCAAGCUUAUUGUUCCGUUUGAAAGAUCUCGAUAUAUACUACACCACGGUUCGUGUUAGACUUGCAUCACGAGACUCGACACAAGCACACGCGAUGGAUGGCAUCAACACGACAAAUGGAGUCUAUCAAGACGCCUUCGAGAACUCAUCAAGUGCUGCUACUAACUCCUCUUUGAGCGUCGAGAGUCUACCACUAAAAGUCUCCAAACUUAUUUGCUACAGUCUUGUGUUCUUGAUCGGUGUCAUAGGAAACACUUUGGUUUUCAGAAUCGUACUCAGACGGCGAAAACUUCAAACUGUUAGCAACUUUUUCAUAUGCAACCUAGCCGCGGCAGACGUGGCUGUCUUGACAGUGAACCUUCCAUUUAGACUCGCGUACCAGGAGAACUCCUACGUAUGGCCAUUUGGUGCGUUUCUCUGCAAGAUUAUACCCAUGUUGACGUAUUUAUUCAUUACUGCGUCUUCAGCUACUCUGCUUUUAAUGAGCUUGGAUCAACGGCGCGCGGUCGUGUAUCCCUUUAAGAAGCGCCUGACAAUAACCCAGACCAAAAUCUGCAUGGUUCUUGUAUGGUUAUUCUCUAUAAUUAUUACUCUUCCAUUGAACUUCGCACUGAGGAUUAUUUACGUAGAUGGGAACCCAGUCUGCACGGAUGUGUGGCCGAGUGAGAAGUUUGAGCAAACGUACUUCGUGUUUUUAUUUUUCAUCCAGUUUGUGUUACCGAUGGGGAUUAUCACUUCAGCUUAUACUCAUGUGUGUAUGAGGCUGAAUACCCCCCUACCCAUCACCGCCCUACCGCCCGACCUCACGGAGCAGCGCGCACGAAGGAACCGAAAGAUCAUCAAGAUGCUUAUCGUGAUAGUCGUCGUCAAUUUUAGCUUCACGCUCCCCUACCACAUCACCUGGUUACUCAGCCUUUUUGGCCACCCCAACUCCGUCGCUAAGAAGUUCUGCGUACUGCUUGUCAUAGCAACCAGCGCUGCGCAUCCCAUAAUCCUUGGCACACUAAGCAAAGACUUUGCAAACGGCUUUCGGAGUUACGGUCUUCUUCUUCGGUGCAUUAAAAGAGAACUAUUGACUACUGGGAGCACGAGGCGAGGAACCAAAGAACCCUUCAAGCGUUCGGGAUUUAGAACGUUAUCAAACAUGUCGAGAAAGUCCUUCGAGGUGAACCAAAGAAACAAUGUGCAUCUAAGUAAGGAUAGUAUGAAGAGAGAACUGGGGCGGAACGGGUCACCCCACCCGGGAUAUAGAAAUGUGCAUGCGCACGAGAAGCCAGUGGUAGAGCAGGAGACCGUUUUGUAGGGUUAUCCGCAGGGCGCGCCAAUCCGGGAAAAAGGGUAGAGAACAUGGUGGAGGGUGUAGUUAUUGUAAAUACAUUGGAACCUAUGUAUAACGGACACAUCCUAACAAAAUAUGUCCGUUAUAUUUCCGCUUAAUAGAGGGUAAUUUAUUGAGUUUGAUUUAAUUUAAAAUCGGGACUUGUCCGUUAUAUAGAGUGUCCGCUUAUUGUGGUUACGUCAUAUGGAAGCUAUACUGUUAUUUUUUUUUUUUUACUGACGCAACCCUGGACCACCUUGCAUGUGUUACGUAUUGUACAAUACUCAUAAUAUUUCGGGAAAGAACUCUUUUUUUCUAUCACCAACAUCCAAUACACAAAAAGAAAAGUUACUCACUUAAAAAUGCCACAGAAAAA
Messenger RNA from Nematostella vectensis (starlet sea anemone), 2641 nucleotides. Its product is annotated as neuropeptide Y receptor type 2. Gene Ontology annotation, molecular function: G protein-coupled receptor activity. Gene Ontology annotation, biological process: G protein-coupled receptor signaling pathway. Lineage: Eukaryota; Metazoa; Cnidaria; Anthozoa; Actiniaria; Edwardsiidae. The record is from RefSeq and is a predicted model, not a curated record. The transcript has 2 exons. Gene Ontology annotation, cellular component: membrane. The coding region runs from base 1042 to 2250 and encodes 402 amino acids.